Perkinsus marinus ATCC 50983 is the source of this 676-nucleotide messenger RNA. RefSeq names its product bromodomain-containing protein, putative. Gene Ontology annotation, cellular component: histone acetyltransferase complex. The annotation marks the transcript as partial. The transcript is spliced from 2 exons. NCBI's taxonomy places the organism in Eukaryota, Perkinsozoa, Perkinsida, Perkinsidae. Gene Ontology annotation, molecular function: histone H3 acetyltransferase activity; protein binding. Gene Ontology annotation, biological process: positive regulation of transcription by RNA polymerase II; chromatin remodeling. The record is from RefSeq and is a predicted model, not a curated record.
AUGGCGACAUCGAAGGUGUGUGGAAUGUCAGACGCCAGCACAGAGACUGGUGCGGAUUUCAACCCAAGCUUCGAUCGCCACUCGACCAGCGCUGGACAUUGCCUACUCUCUGACUUCGAGGUGGACUUCAUCUCUGGUUUGAUCUGUGACACCGGCUACUCUCUCGUGGAGGACAGCAUGACCACCACAGCUCCAGUUCGGAAGAAGACCCGUACCUCUUCGGCAUCCAAGGUCGACCUCAACCUCAUCAUACCUUCCUGUCAGAGGCGUUCUUGCACUACAACUAGUAAGUCCGAGGCUACCCCAAGCAGCUCUUCAGGGUCUCGUAGUACUAGUACGCCUGAGAAGACGUCUAGACGAGGUAGAAAGAAGACUGCUGCUGCUGGUGGUGGUGCUCCUCAUGCUUCGGGCAUGCCCGAGUUCGAGCGUAACGAGUACCGGAGGUUGGUCCAGCACAUGGUACGCAUGAACAAGGAGUUGGCUGCGCCUUUCAUGAAGCCUGUCCCCAAAUGGGUUCCUGGUUACUACGAGGUGAUCACUAUUCCAGUCGAUAUAUCGAUGAUACUCAAUCGGCUCGACUCUUGGUUUUACGCAUCCCGUGCUGAUUUCGAAGCCGACAUGAGGCAGAUGUUCGUCAACGCCUACACUUCAAUCAGCCCGGGUCUCUUGAGUACGA